Molecule: messenger RNA, 498 nt
Organism: Emiliania huxleyi CCMP1516
Lineage: Eukaryota; Haptophyta; Isochrysidales; Noelaerhabdaceae
Exons: 3
Coding region: 1-498 (165 amino acids)
Source: RefSeq, a predicted model, not a curated record
AUGUCCCGCACCGUCUCCGACACCGCGUCGGCAAAGGUCGGGAUCGACGUGUCGGCCGAUGCGGUUCUCGAGGUCGCCGCGCGCCUGCGCGUCGAGGCGCUCAAAAAAAUCGGCGCCCCGACGCUGGAGGCGCUGCGCGCCGCCGACCGCUGCCUCGAGCGGAUCGCCGCUGUCGGACUGAGGAGGCCGCUGCUGAUCGAGACGAGCAGUCUGGGCGAUCGCGACAACGAGGUGAGGCUGACGGCAGAGGAGAUCCUCUUCCAGCAGGCCGACAUCGCGCAGCGGAGCGCCGACGCGUGCAUCACCCAGUCCAACUCUGCGCCCGCCGAGAUGCGCCAGCGGGACCGCGAGGCCGCCACAUUCUUCCUGAACCGCGCCGUGCGCAAGAUCAAGCUCGCGGGGGCAACCGAGCGCGACCCGGUGCUGCGAGACAUCCGCGCCCGGAUCGAGGCUCUCGAGGCGGCACCCCUGAGUGUCAUGUGUCCGCCGCCGCAGUAG